CUUUCUCCUCACUCCUAUAAAAGCCAGCCUCUACCUCCAUUCCUCAACUCUCCUUUUUCUUUCAGAUCGGAGAGAGCUUCUCCCUUAUGUCACGUUACGACUUCAGUGCUUCUGGAGUGAAACUGAAACCGAGAAUGCAAAACGACGUCGCCUACUCCACCGCCUCAGCUCGCAUCGGAACCUCCGCAAUGUCAUCAUCGCAGCCUCAACCGUACGGCGGUGUUUACAGCUCCGUCUACUCCUCCUCGAUCUUCGGUCCAAAGCCUUCUUCAGUCGCACCUUACGGCGUCCAAUCAAACUCCGACACGUCGCAGGCCUACCGCAACAAACUCUACCAGUCUCUGCUGGUCCAAAACCGGCAGGAGAUGGUCAACCGCCACAGCCUCUGCCUGAAGCGCCUCCACGAGGCGGCGGAGGAAGCCGACGCUCUCCGCCGUGAGAACAGCCACCUCCGCAACGUCAACGUCGAGCUGAACAAGCAACUCAGUCUCCUCAUCCACGCCUCCAUCCAGAAAGAGAUCGAAGCUUCUUCAAGCUCUGUGCAGAGGUCGCCGUUUGGGAUCGUCAACGGAAUUCGCGGCCUGUCAAUUGACAGCAAGUCGUCGGCUCAAGAGGAAGAGGAAGAGGAAUUGAGCGAUCAGAGUCCGACGAGUGAAGAGGCCGAGAAUGUUGAUGUGGAGAGGAUUUCGCUGCCGAAGAGCAUAUCGGUGAGGUCCAACGGCUACGUGAAGCUUCCUCCUGUGACUGCUGCUACCAACGCCGCCGCUCGGACUCGGACCGCGGCCAGAUCUCGAAUCGCCAAGGAAAUCAGUGCUUCACAAAAGGUGUACGUUCAAGGAGGGAAGAAAGAGGAGGUGCCACUUGAACUGGAGGUGUUCAACCAGGGAAUGUUCAAGACUGAACUCUGCAACAAAUGGCAGGAGUCUGGUGACUGCCCCUACAAAGACCACUGCCAAUUUGCUCACGGCGUGGAGGAGCUGCGCCCGGUGAUUCGCCACCCGCGCUACAAGACCGAGGUCUGCAGAAUGGUGCUAGCCGGUGAUGUCUGUCCAUAUGGCCAUCGCUGCCAUUUUCGCCACGCGCUCACUGAGGAGGAGAAGGAGCUUGCUGGUGGCAACAAUACGCCCAGCAGGCCAAUCAGGUAAAAUAUGAUGGAAGACAGUAAGUAAUAAGGGAGAGAGCUGGGGUGGAGAACAGUAGUGAUGUUUAUAUUACAUGCCUUCAGUAUAUAAUGCCUCGUUAUACGGUAACUAUAAAUAUGGAAAUGCAUCAGAUAGUGAGAAUAAUUAGUAUACGGCAAAAGUCCAGAAGAUGGAGAAGAGAUGUGGUUUUCAGAGAUAGAGAUGCGCUUUCUUGCUUCUUUUGUAUGUGAUGGUUUUUCAUAGGUAGAUGAGAUGUUUGGUGAUGGCAAACCAAGCUACCAACCAAGAAGAAACUCUCUUUGGUUGAUCCAUGUUAAUAUGUUUUCUGUUUGGACUUGUUUUUCAAAGCUAUUCAUCUCACUCUCAUUUUGGUUUCAAUUUCUCCCUGAUGGGCUUUG
Messenger RNA from Rosa rugosa (rugosa rose), 1540 nucleotides. RefSeq names its product zinc finger CCCH domain-containing protein 15. The coding region runs from base 87 to 1145 and encodes 352 amino acids. The transcript has 3 exons. The record is from RefSeq and is a predicted model, not a curated record. NCBI's taxonomy places the organism in Eukaryota, Viridiplantae, Streptophyta, Magnoliopsida, Rosales, Rosaceae. Gene Ontology annotation, molecular function: mRNA binding; metal ion binding.